AUGCCAAAGGAUAGGUCUCUUCAUACUGUGAACAGCAACACUGAACCUUUGAAGCGGGUUUUCAGUGUUGACGACGAUAUACAUGAAAUCGAACAUGAUAUCCGAUAUCUGGAAGGGCUCCAGGAAGGUCUAAAGCAGAGUGCGUCUAGUAAACGAUAUGCAGGAAACAUGGGGAACUCUCCCCCACCUGCUUCAUCUGUAAGGCCUUCGUCGGUGAGGAACAAGAGCUCUGCAAUGUCCGUUAUUGACUCAUCGGACAACAAUAACGGUGGUCCAAGCCAGAAUGCUGCCAACAUACGUUCAGAUGUGCUGGAUGAGGAAGACCAAGGAUCCAUCGCAUCUUUUGAGUCCUAUACCCUGAGAAACCGUCAAGAUGCGAUCAACGAGACACAUCCCUUUGGUAUAAGAAUCUGGAAACCAGCCCUCUACAAGAAAAAUAGAUCCGUCCAAAAAGCAGCUGAGGAAGAUAUUCAUGAAACUAAAUAUAAAAAGAUUUCGUGGAAGGUGCAUUUGGCGAAUAAUGUGUGGGCAGCUACUGUGGGACUCUUCUUCUUGAUAUUCCUGAGCGUUGCGGGUGUUAUCGUUUUUAUUCUCGGGCUGUUCACGCCGAAUUGUGCCGAGUAUGCAUUGGUGAUGUUCAGACUUGGGAGAUAUUUAUUCUGGCCCUUCGGCAAAAUUGUUCUUAUGGUAAGUGAUCAACAGUACUUACACGAGGAUCAGGACGAAGGUAUUCCAGCUCAGCAAUUUUAUGGAUGGGCUACCAAUCACAGCAACAGGCUAUAUUUCCAUAGGCCAUCGCAAAGUGGUAGGGAGUCAUACGGUGCAACAGGCGGCAUUAAUGCUCCUGGAGACAGACAACUAAGGCUAUUUGGGAGAGGAGAGUGGACUCUAGGACGUUUGAGCUUUUAUAUUACUUUCUACAUCGUGGUUCAACCGGCAGUCUUGCUCAUAUCAUUUUUGACAUGGCUAGCGGUUUUCACUAUCCCAAUGAGCAAUAUUCUUUGGGACUUAAUGUAUCAUUGCCGCAGACAUCCAUUAGCCCUAGAGUUCAAGACAUUAACACACAGCGUUAACGGUAUGAGGGACAAAAAUGUUUUGCUCUGUACGUUUAGAAGUGCCGGAUCACACUACUAUAAAUAUACUGUGGAUGGUACCAAUGUCAUCGUUAUGAAUCUAGGUGCAGUAGUGGCUUUCACCAUACUUCAGUUUUACGUGUUCCAGAAGCAUAUCUUUCAAAUUAGCGAGUCUCUCAUUUUUUGCCUAUGUUUACUCUCGAUUAUUCCGUUGGCCUUUUAUAUUGGACAAGCCGUUGCAUCGAUCUCUGCGCAGACCUCGAUGGGCGUUGGCGCUGUAAUCAAUGCUUUUUUCUCCACGGUUGUGGAAGUGUUUCUGUACUGCGUUGCUCUGCAGCAAGAGAAGGGCCUUCUUGUUGAGGGUUCCAUGAUCGGCUCGAUUUUAGGGGCGGUUCUACUUCUGCCCGGUUUGAGUAUGUGUGGUGGAGCACUCAAGAGAAAGACGCAGAGGUAUAAUCCCGCGAGCGCUGGCGUCUCGUCGGCAAUGUUAAUAUUUUCGAUGAUUGUCAUUUUUGUUCCCUCAAUAAUAUACCAGAUAUACGGAGGAUUUUUGGUUGAAUGCCCACAACAGCAAGAUGAUCCUACAAGAUGUUACUAUCGCCAGCCACCUUUGAAGUUCGAUAGACUUUAUUCAUUUGUCAUCAAGCCAAUGUCGCUAUUUUGCGCAUUGAUUCUUUUCAUGGCCUACAUAAUUGGAUUAUGGUUCACAUUGCGCACGCAUGCCGCAGCUAUUUGGCAGACUCCAGAGAAGCCGCCGGGUCCCAACAACAACAGUCAGUUAGGGUUCAUUCCUGACGAGGAGGAAAAUGAAGGAGGUCACGAUGGACCAAACUGGUCACGUAAAAAAUCUACCAUUAUUUUGCUUGCUGCUACAGUUCUUUACGCGAUCAUCGCUGAGAUUUUAGUAGACUGCGUGGAUAAUGUUUUGCAACAAUUUCCCUCGUUAGACCCGAAGUUUUUGGGCCUCACCGUUUUCGCUCUGGUCCCAAAUUCCACAGAAUUUUUAAAUGCCAUAUCCUUCGCAAUGCAUGGCAAUGUGGCUCUUUCCAUGGAAAUUGGUAGUGCCUAUGCUUUACAAGUCUGCCUGUUGCAAAUUCCCGCACUGGUUGUCUUUUCCAUUUUGUACACCAUUAACUUACCCAACGACACUGUGGUCAUCAGAGACCAAAUGUUUUCGCUUAUCUUCCCACGCUGGGACUUACUUGCAUGCAUGGUGAGCGUUUUCCUUUUCACCUAUUUGUAUGCAGAAGGGAAAUCAAACUACUUCAAAGGCUCCAUAUUGAUACUUCUUUACAGCGUUGUCGUUCUUGGUUUCUACUUCCAAGGCGCCAUAGACCAAAAUCGGUGGGACAGUUGA
Molecule: messenger RNA, 2430 nt
Organism: Lachancea dasiensis
Lineage: Eukaryota; Fungi; Ascomycota; Saccharomycetes; Saccharomycetales; Saccharomycetaceae
Source: the annotation of a GenBank genome assembly